AUGUCGACGACAGUUAUUCUUCCAAAGGAUGUCCCACGUGUGACUGAGACUCAGGGCGUCAAGCUUUUUGGAAAGUGGGAUGCCGACGUUGAGGUCAAGGACAUCUCGCUACAAGACUACAUCCAAGUUCGCCAUCCUGUCUUCCUCCCUCACACCGCUGGUCGUUAUGCGAAGAAGCAAUUCAAGAAGGCACAAAUGCCCAUUGUUGAACGCCUGGUCGACAGCUUGAUGAUGAAGGGUCGCAAUAACGGCAAGAAACUCAUGACUGUUCGCAUCGUUGCGCACGCUUUCGAAAUCAUCCACCUCCUCACCGAUCAAAAUCCCGUUCAGGUCCUUGUCGAUGCCGUCGUCAACACUGGUCCUCGUGAAGACUCGACGCGAAUUGGUUCGCAGGGUACCGUCCGACGACAGGCCGUCGAUGUAUCGCCACUCCGCAGGGUGAACCAGUCGAUCGCCCUGCUCACUAUUGGAACGCGCGAAUCUGCUUUCCGCAACGUCAAGUCCAUUGCCGAAUGUCUUGCCGACGAGUUGAUCAAUGCCGCAAAGGGUUCAUCCAACUCGUAUGCGAUCAAGAAAAAGGACGAACUCGAGCGUGUCGCCAAGUCCAACCGAUAA
Messenger RNA from Serendipita indica DSM 11827, 615 nucleotides. The record is from the annotation of a GenBank genome assembly. Lineage: Eukaryota; Fungi; Basidiomycota; Agaricomycetes; Sebacinales; Serendipitaceae.